Ilex paraguariensis (yerba mate) is the source of this 845-nucleotide messenger RNA. The record is from the annotation of a GenBank genome assembly. Lineage: Eukaryota; Viridiplantae; Streptophyta; Magnoliopsida; Aquifoliales; Aquifoliaceae.
CAAAAUUCGUCCGAUUGAGCACUUCAGAAAUAAAUUAUUUUCACUUUUCCCCCAAAAUCUUUUGAAUCGAUGGAAGAUAAAGGCGCAAUCACGAACCCUAAAAGCACACAAGAUCUAGCAAUGGAUGGUCAGAAGCAUUUGGAAGACACAAUCGAAGCAGCUUUCCAAAUCCUCUGUUCCAUGAACGACGAGCUCUGCAACCCAGCCCUGUGGUCCACAACUGCUUCUUCUACUGCUGCUACUACCACUUCUACUAAUGCUACUAGCUCUGCUGUGAGCAAUGGACAUCACCAUGCUUCUCACUCCUCAAACGGCGACGUUUCGUCUGAUUCUUCGCACCACUUCGAGAUGGGCGGUGGAGCUCUCGACGAGGCUCGUCUCCGCUACAAGUCUUCCAUUGCAGCUCUCCGAGCGGUUAUCAGUGCGAUUCCCAAUUCUCAGAAGGUAAAAGCAUACGAAAUAGGCCCAGCAACAAGCAGUUCUUCAGUGGAUCAUGCUGAAAUUGAGAAGCUGGAAGAGCGAGCCUCUGCUUUAAGAAAGGAGCUCACAAAUCGAAACGAUUAUCUCAAAGUUCUUAUUGAUCAGCUUCGCGACCUCAUAACCGACAUAUCAACAUGGCAAAGUCCUUGUUCUGUUUGAGGUUCAGAUGUCUUUAAUGAUUCCUGAAAUAGAGGCUUGAGUCCAAGAAUUUCAUCUAGGUAAUUAUGUUUCAUUUCAUAAUUUCUUCAAACAUGCGAAAUGUGUGUCUAUUGGUAAACGCCAAAAUGGUUUGAAUGCCUUAUUUUGUUAAAUAGUGUAGAUGAUCACCUGAUGAAAUGUUUGUCCAAAUAUAUAGUAGAUGAGAA